This is a messenger RNA of Salpingoeca rosetta, 2289 nucleotides long. RefSeq lists its product as uncharacterized. Gene Ontology annotation, molecular function: mechanosensitive monoatomic ion channel activity. Lineage: Eukaryota; Choanoflagellata; Craspedida; Salpingoecidae. Bases 1 to 2289 code for a protein of 762 amino acids. The transcript has 16 exons. The record is from RefSeq and is a predicted model, not a curated record. Gene Ontology annotation, cellular component: plasma membrane.
AUGAAUGGCGCCAACACAACCACACGCCACAACCACUCGUUCUCCGUCGAGGACGUUGACCUGGUCAUGGACGCGAGUCGCGCUGGCCAGGAGCGGGAAGCACGGCAGUCGCCACCAUCGAUGAAUGGGGUCGAGGUGCACGGGCUCAUGGAUGAGCACAGCGAUACGGAAGAGCUGUUGGCUGGGGUGACGCGCGAGGAGCUGCUGCAGUUUCAGGAACAGCUGCCAAACGCGGUGCCAGAUGCAAAGGUGCUGGCGCAGUCAGACCGCCGGCUGCUGAGCAGCUCCCACUCCAUUCGGUUCUCCCCGGCCCGCGCCGCAACCUGCGACGCAUAUGCGCAGACCGAUCCCCUCACCUUCGACAACCUACCCAGCCAGUUUGCUGCGAGAGACGCCAUCGACGAGCUUCCUCGCCCAGGCACCACGCACGGCCGCCGCGUGUCUGAUAUGCAUGGCCGAAGGCGCGUGUCUGAGAUGCGCAACAGGCGCGCCUCACGCUGGCGCUCAAAGAAGGCCUCCAUCCACCCAGAGACAGACGCCCUCGAACUCGACGCCCCAAAGCGCCUCCAAGCACGCGACAACGUGCGCCGCGCACUUGGGCGUUGGCAUCUGUUCUGGUACGAUCUUCGGCGAUGGUGGCAUCUGAAGCGCACGCGCCGCCGCGACCCCAUCCCCAUCUGGAGCCGCUCCAUCAAGCGCAUCGAGGGAUACUUUGGAUCUGGCCUCGCAUCUUUCUUCACCUUCCUCAGGUGGCUGUUCCUGGUGAACCUGCUCAUCUCGGUCGUGUACAUCUGCCUGGUGAUCCUGCCCAUGGCCAUCCGCUUCGACUACAACGGCAUCACGGAGUCGUUCCAGUGGUACAACGUCAUUGAUGGCGCCGGUGCCGUCGGCCAGUCGUGGAUCUUCUACGGGGGCUACUCGUCCAUUGGUGGAUAUCGGAUGGAUCUCGCGUACGUGCUGGUGCCCGCCGGCCUGAUCACCGCCUGCUUCUUCAUCAUCAUCCGCAGCGCAGCAAAGACGUCCGAAUCAAAGUCCCUCGUGCAAAUCGAUGCUCGCAUGCCAUUUGGCAUCAUCGUCCUCGCCUCGUGGGAUUACAGCCUCAACCAGCCAUCCGGCGUGGAGAACUUGAAGAGCGGCAUUUCAAACGCGAUCAAGGACGCGAUUGCAGAGGACAAGGCGCAGCACGACAUUCACGAGCUCAAGGAGGCCGACUGGAAGGAGAAGGCCCGCGUCUACGCCAUGCGCGCUGCUGCCUGGUUCAUCUGGAUGCUCUUUGUUGCGGGUUCCUUUGCGGCCAUUUGGUUCGUUGUUUUGGAGCAACGCUUCACCAGCGUCGGCAACAACUUUGUGGAGACAUAUGCGCCUGUGCUUGUGCUCUCCUUCAUCAACGGUGCUCUUCCGUUGGCCAUCAAACGUCUCAACAAUAUCGAGCACUACAAACACCCGCGUACCGCCUCCCAGGUGACGACGCUGCGUGUGUUCAUGCUGCGCAUCCUGACCAUCUACGCUCUGCUGUACGGUUUCUUCCAAAAGACCAACUUCACCGAGCUCCAGACCCCCGUCUACAACGGCACAAACAGCUCAGCAUCCAUCACACAGGAUGACUGUGCGGGCACAGUGAUUGGCAAGGAGAUUUACAAGCUUGUGCUCGUGGACACCCUUGUUGGCAUGUUGCAGCGACUUGCGGCCACCCUCUUCUGGUACUUCUGGCUGAAACGACGCGUUGAGCUUGACCUCGUCCAAUGCGUGCUCCAUCUGGUCUAUCGCCAAGGGCUGGUGUGGAUUGGCAUGAGCUUUUCGCCGGCCGUGCCCGUCGUUGCUGCCAUCUCAAACGUUCGCCGCUUCUGUCGACCUCCGCAGACGCGUUGGGAUUCGAGCAAGAAUACGAGCUUCUUUCUGUGGUGUCUUGGCGCCACGUUAUUCUUCAUGGCCAUUCCCCUCGCGUGGGCGCUCACGGAGUACAAACCGAAUUGUGGGCCGUAUGCUGCAAGCGAAUAUGACUCGUGGUUCGAUGCCAUCAGCAUGUGGAUCACAGAGUCCAAGGGCUCGCUUCGCCGCUUCUUCAGCGUUGUCCUCAACCCCGUCUUCAUGUUUGGCGUCCUGUUGCUCCUCUGCAUGUGGAUUACGAUGCUGCGCAUUCGCGUGCAGAAUGUGCGGCGAGUUGUCCGCGACACGGAGUGGGAGCUCAAGCAGACCCGUGAGGACAAGAAGAUGCUUCUUGUCGCCCUUCAAGUCAAGGGUGGGAGGGGCAACGCACUCGGUGCCCCAUCGGGCGAGUCACUGGUGUGA